This is a messenger RNA of Planococcus citri (citrus mealybug), 8824 nucleotides long. RefSeq lists its product as uncharacterized. Gene Ontology annotation, biological process: heterochromatin formation; negative regulation of DNA-templated transcription. Gene Ontology annotation, cellular component: chromatin silencing complex. NCBI's taxonomy places the organism in Eukaryota, Metazoa, Arthropoda, Insecta, Hemiptera, Pseudococcidae. The record is from RefSeq and is a predicted model, not a curated record. The transcript has 9 exons. Gene Ontology annotation, molecular function: chromatin binding; transcription cis-regulatory region binding. Bases 976 to 6966 code for a protein of 1996 amino acids.
CUAUUACGUGCCGAGUUGGUGGUCUGGUCGGACUCGUGUGUGAGACGACUCGCUUUUCCGAAGUGACAAGUUUCGCGUCGACAACGUCCAAAUAUCCGAAUUAAUUCUAAAAAAAUCGGUACUCGUAAAUUUAAUCGAAUUUUUUCCCCCAAAAUUUAAAAACCUUUCCUCGACUCGUCCGCGCGAAGUGUGCCUAAACAACUCGAUUUUAAAAACUCGGAAAAUUUUCAGAAAAUUUGGUCGUUGCUCUUUUCGUCUCUAUAAUAUUAUAGUUGGUGGAGUUUUUGUUGAAGUGUUCGCGAUGUGCGGUUCGCUUUGUUACCAGUGAGAAAAGGUUGUUGUCCUGUGAUAAGUUUUUUACUCGAUUGGUAGUGUAAUCGGUGUUAUUUAUUAUUUUUUUCUCUCUAUUUUACUGGUGUGGUGUUCUGUGCUGUGCGCGUUUGUUGUGCUGCCUUUUUCAUCGUCUCUAUAAUAAACCAUCCCGGUUUGUGUGCUUUUGUAUUGUGUGUUUUCGCGGCUGCUGGGCUCAUCGCUUUCCUUAUACUACAUAUUCGUUCCUGUAGCCGUCGUCGAUAUACCUAUAUACUUGGAGGUAUCUAUCAGCCCUCGUAUAACCUGGCAUUUUUUUACCUCUUUACACUCUCAAGCUGCUGGAAACAAGCGAAAAGGAUACGGUCGCUGAGGCGCAGAUUUAUCGAGGCCAAUAUGCGAGAAACGAUGAUUUAAUCGGGUCAACAUUCGAUCAGCCGCGUCGUAUCAGAUCGUAAUCGGUGAGAUCGUCAGCUUUUCGAACGAGAACGCAUCACAACGGUCAUUCCCUGCGAACUCGACCCGUUCGCACUUUUUUUUUGUCUGCUUCGGUGGUAGGUAGGUAAAAAAAAAAACAGGAAAAUAAAAAUCUCACAUCCAAAAUGGACUUCCAUUAAUUCCGAUAUUGACGAAGACGCGUAGCCCAACAACCGGUGGUACUCUGCGAUGCCAAAAGAUUUGCCAAAUAAGUCAUGUCGUGCUGAUACGAAAAAACAAAACGUCGUCGUUUCGAAAGGUUGUAAAAACUCGUUGAUCAAGGUCGUGCCCAAAGUUUUGGCGAGUAAGAUCGCGAAAAAGAAAAUCGCGACGAAGACAACCCCUCCAAAGAAAAUCCAACAAAAUGAAGUUACAGCUGAAAAGUUGAAAGAUACUAAAAAGAAGGUCAACUCUGUUGUACCGAUCAAAACACGUAGCGGAGCUGUACUAGACUCCAAUGUCGCUAAAACGAGCCCGAGCGUCCCGAAAAUGAAAGAGAAACAGAAACCAGCGGCGGAGAAGCCUAAACCGAAAGAAACAAAACCCAAAGCCAAAAAAGAACCGGUGAAAAAGGCGUCGACUGUUGUAAACAAUACUACAAUUACAACAACUACUCCAACGUCGACUACGACGAAAAAAGAAACAAAAAAGGUGAAAAAUGAUAACAAAGAAGAAGAACCGGCGGUGAAAAAAGUACCAAAAAAUGCCUCUAAAAAAGAAACGAACGACGCAGCUGAUAAGAAAGAAACGAUCAGAAAUGAUAAAGUAGACGAUAUCGACGGUGCUACUCCACCAGUCGCUAAAAAAGAUACCAAAAAGGAUAAAGAACCGGUUAAGAAAACACCCAAAGCCAAAAAAGACGACGGUGAAAAGAAAGAAGCCCUGAAACAGGAUAAAAAUGACAAUAAGAAUAUCUCCAAGAAAGAUAUCGACGAAACGAUCAAAAAAGAACCGGCGACCAAAAAAGAACCAAAAUCCAAAGAAGAUGCCUCAAAAUUAGAAAAAGAACCCAAGCUCACUAAACCCGAACCAGCUAAAAAACGACCUCCUAAAAAACCUAAAGAACCCGUUGUCAAUGAAACUGCCAAAAAAGAUACCGAAGAUAAAAUUCCGCCUUCGAACGAACCCGCUGAUAAAAAAGAACCUCCCAGUCAAUCUAAUAAAAUAAAAUUCUUUAAAUCCAAGUCGAAAAAAGCUGAAAAACCUAAAGAACCCGUAUCAAAAAAGAGCAACGAUCUAAAAGAUGCCUUCAGUGUGUACGACAACAUCGACGAACUCAGCGAAGGCACUCACAAUAAAACGAUUACCAAAAAGAAAGAACCUUCUAAAGUAAAAGUGUCGAAAAUCGGCAAAGAAACUGAAUUAAAAAUGAAACAGCAUCUGGAGGAGUUCAAAAAGACUAAGCUUAAGGCCAAAGAUACUUCAAACAAAGACGAUAAAAGGAAACUGGAGAGUGACAGCGAAGUAGAUAAUAAAGUUUGUAAAAAAGCGAAGAAGAAUGCCGGUGGUGACAAUGACCAAGUCAAUGAACCGUCAGCAGCUUCGCAACAACCAUCUUCGAAAUCGAAAACAAACAAAAAAACCAAACCAAAAGAGGAAGAACUCUCAUCCCCGUCAUCCGAUAGCAUGCCACUCAACAGACUCAUCGCAAAAACUCCCACCUCCUCGAAAAAAGAUUCCAAAUCGAAAACAGCCUCAUCGGCAUCAGCAGUCAAACGUGAACCACAUUCUGACGAUAGUGAAAUCGAAACCAAAAAGAAACCCAAGACUGAAACGCCCUCGAAAAAAGGCGCCAAAAAAUCGCCCGCCAAAGCCUCGCCCGCUAAAAAAUCCGUCGCCUCGGACAAAAAAAGUGAAAAAACGCCCAAAAAGUCAACCCCCAAAAAAGUAGUCAGGUUUCAAAAACAAGCUACCCCUAAACCUGCCCCCAAAGUUAUUCGUAAACGUAAACCACGAAUGGCUUCGUUGAACGCCAUGGCCAUGGUGCAUUGCUUGUACGAUAACGAGUGUAAAAGCGCUUCUGUAUCGUCUUACGAUAGUACAGAAUACUCGGAUGAUAACAUGAUCGUCGAACCGGUCGAAACGAAGCGUAAAACUGAACCGAGUUCUGUACCCGAGACGCCGAAAGUUGAAAAUAAAGAAACAGCCGUAGUGAAAUUCGAAAAAGAACCGAUGGUGGUUGAAAACCAAGCAGAUCCCGUUAUCAAUCGAGAAUCUCUCCGAACCGCUCCUGGUCUUCGAAGCAUUGGUAAACAUUGGGAUAUGAAUAGUUCAUCUAUAUCGUCUACUUUAUCUGAUGAGAACUUGGAAGUGAUCGCUUCGCCCAUUGUCAUCAAAGAAAUAACGUCUUCGUUAGAAAAACCUAAAAACAUCCUGAAGAAAAAAUUCGCUCGUGCUCUCCGACGUCAAGUAUCCGAGGAAUCGUCCGAAGAAGAAAAACACCAAGCUUUACUGCUCGAAGAGAAGAAACGAAUGGUGAGACGACGUCGUCGACAACGCAAAGAAAUCACCAUGGAUUUAAAAGAUAUGGUCGUAUGUAAACGUAUGGCCAGCUUGAACGCCACCGCCAUCUUGGCCGCCAGCUACAGCAGCUUGACUGGUAAACGAACCAUCACGGUUAAAUCUCCGGGUAAAGCCGAAGAAAAACGAGAAAACGUCGAGAACUUCGAAAAAACCACCGAAAGCGUCAUGGCUAAGUUGAAAAAUCGCAAGCUGCCUUUCAUCAGGAAGAAAUUCAGCUCUAGUUCGGACGCAGAUGUCGAAGACGAAGCUGACCUAUCUGGAGGCGAAGUUGUGGUGAAAACUGCCUCGAGUAGUGGCAAACAGCAGGUAUCUUUGAUUGUGAAUCAAGACUCCGGUGUCACGAUUACCGGCGUUUAUCUCAAUAGUACAACUAAAUCCACCCAUCAUCAAGGCUACUGCAGCAUAUCGGGAAUGCAGUACAGAAUUUCGUCUACUAGUCAUACGCAAACGGAAGCCACCACCGUUACGACCGAACCAAUCGUGCGAAAUACGCAAGAACCGUUGAGGCCACCGAUUACCGUCUCGUUGCAUCCGGAUAGGCAAUCUCCUCCUCCCCCUCCUCAUGUCGGUCUGAAUGCGAAUCAUCCUUCACCUGUGAAGACUUAUACGCCUUUGGGAGCGUUAUCGAACAUGCAGCCUCCCGGAUCACCUCAUCACAUGCAUCAUUUGCAUCAUCAUCCCAAAACCGUGACCAUAUCGUCGACGCAGGAGAUAUCCUCGCUUGAGAGGCACGGUUGCCCGAGUGCUUUCAGCGCGCCGGCCGUAUAUGGCCCUCCGCCGCCUCCACCGCCGCCGCUACCCAAUGUGCCUACGAGACCUCCGUAUCCUAUUUUGUCGAAGACGCCGCCGGAGCCCGGAUAUGUAACAGGUGCCUUGGCCACCAGAGCUUUUCCAACGUCGUCCAACGAACUACACAGAAUUUCUUAUCCUCAUCGUUAUUACCAGCCAGCAGGUCCGCUGAUAUCGCACCACCAUCACCAUCACCAUCAUCACCACCACGUGCAGACGAACACAUCGACGACGUCAACGGCCGCUCUACCAGCAUCGACGGCCACGUCGACGUCCAGCUCAGCAUCGACCAUCUCGUUCGCCAAAGUCUCGCAGUCGCCUCUAGUACAACCGCCUACUCCGCCGGCCUCGAACGUGACGCAGCCCGUAUCGGAGAACUCGGACAACGAGAUGAUCUCGGCGACCACUCCAGCCACCGAGAUCGCUCCUUCGGCCGAACCACCUCAAGAAGAACCAAACUUCGCUCCAGCUUACCGAUUCGGCUCCUCGGCCAAUCCACCAUUCCGGUCGCCGUCUCAUAAUUACCAAUCGUACUACCCGUCACCUCCGUCAACCGCUAGUCUAUCGCAUCCUCAACAACAGGCUCAUUUCCAGGAGAUCUUGUACAGUAGUCAACCACCAGCAGGACCUCCAGGACCUUACCAUCUGAGCUACCUGCAGCCCAAGGGUGCGCCGUAUCACGGGCCUCCGCCACCCUUUCAACGAAGAUACAUUCCAGCUCUGCCACCUCAACAGUAUUUCCAUCACGAGUAUUCGUCCUCGGCUCCGGUCAGCAAUGCUGUCCAGCAGCAGGUCGUCGUACCGGCUCAUCCUCUCACGUCGACCGCUGAAUCGUAUCAUUCCGCGCCUCCGACUCCUUCUGUGGUCGAGUCGUAUCCGCCGCCGCCUCCCCCGUUGUAUUAUUCGGGGUACGGGAGCGCGCCUCCGACGCCUUAUUAUCCUUAUGCCGCUUCGUCCAGAAGUCUUACACUAGUUGAAACGAGUUGUCCAUGUCCACUUCAAACGUGUCAAAAAAACGGACAUACUGGCCCGCUUACUGGUAUCAUCAGUAAGGGGCCAGUUAAACAACACAGCACCCCAUUAUCGCCCGUAGCUUUAUCGUUGCCGAAAGAACCGCAAGAUAUCCGCAGCUUACCCAGCCCAGCUCGAGGUAGCGCCGGAUGCCGGCCCACUCCAUCGCCGGCCAUAGCAACGGCCAAGAAUCCAUCAUGUUGGUCCGAGAGUACCGACUGCAGUUAUGAUACAACUGGACUACUGGCGAUAAGUAAAACCACCUGUGACGAGAAGAACGUCGACGGUGUCGUCCGCAACGGCCUCAAGACUCCUUCGCGAACCGAACUGAAGAAGCUAAAAAUGAAGAAAUUCAAAUCGCGAAAAACCUCCUCGUCCCAUAACAAACACAUCUGCAAACAAGACGAAAAUAUGAAAUCGAUGGCGGAUGGAUUCAGAAUGAACGGAAGGCCUCCUUUCUACACGGAUGUAUCCGAGAAUUCCGAUAGCGUCGGUUUAAUAGCCGCCGCCUCGGUGACCGAUUACGUGUCCAGGGUAAAACCAACCAUCAUGGAAGUCUGCGAAACGGACUACUGCGAUGAGAAUUUGCUCGAGGUGGACGAACCGAAGUCCAAGAAAUACCAAAACAGGAAACGUCGAAGUAUCGACGACGAUCCGGAUAAAGAUAUGCUCAAGUCGUACCCGGUCAUGAGGGAAAACGUACAAAAAAUCAUCCAUCCGCUGGAAGAUGGUCAAAUCGCUGUCAAGAAACCAAAACUAGACGACGAACUGGAAAAAAUACUAAUAGUCGAAGAUCAGAAACCAGUCGACGUCGAAAAGAAUACCUAUCUUUCGGCUUUACAGCUUUGCUCGGUUAACGAUGUCGAUAUUGAGAAAAUCGAAGAAAAAGACGCGGAUUUGUUGAAGAUUGCCGAAGAUGUGGCUCCUCUCAGGAAACGUGAUGAAGAAAAGAGUCUUAAGAUACAAUCUAAGACCACCGAAACGGUCGAUCAGACGACUCAACGUAAGGAUAUUUUGGUCGAAGAAUCGGUAUCUGAGAUACCGGAUACGAAAUCUACCUCGGACCAGGUCCAAUGUACAGAUAACGUCGAACCAAAGAAACCACCCAGGUUAAGACGUAAAAGAUGGACGACCAAGAAGAAAAAUAAAAAGAAGAGCAGCAAGUCGGCCAAAGGCAGCGAAGAGGAGAAGAUUGAGGCUGAAAACGCGGAGAAAAUCCGACGAGCUGAGUUACUUUCGUUGACGCAGAAAAGAGCUUCGUGUAAAUUGAAAUGGUCUAACGGAUGGACUUGGCUGGGAGAGCCGUUCGUGUCUAAAAUUUUUCUCAAUACUGAAGGCUCCGAGGUGCUGAGAACCUGUUACCACGCCAUGAAGCACCAAUCCGGCGACAUAAUUAAACCAAAGGAUUGCAUACUGCUCAGAUCCGGCAGUAAAAAGUCUGAUUUACCUUACGUCGCCAAAGUGGCCCAUCUAUGGGAAGAUCCGGAAGACGGCGAAAUGAUGAUGUCGCUGUUUUGGUUCUACAGACCGGAACACACGGAGCACGAUUCGAUACACAGCGAAUCGCCUUACGAAUUAUACGCGUCUAAGCAUAAGGAUAUUAAUAGUGUAGCCUGUAUCGAAGAUAAAUGUUACGUUUUAACAUUUAACGAAUAUUGCAGGUACCAUAAAAGCAUACGACAGACGGAAGAAUCAGUCGAUGUGUCCAGCGUAAUCGUGCCUCCAUUGUCGAAAAAACGCUACCCUCGUCAUUCGCUGCUGCCACCGGAAAACACCUCGCUAGAUUUGGUAUUCUUUUGCCGCAAAAUAUACGAUUUUCGACAGCAUAGGUUGCUGAAGAAUCCGUUUUUCGUGUAACGAGUCCCCCUCUCCCCUCCCUCCUUUUGCCCCUGUUCCCCUGAACGUCUACUCUAUGUAGUCUUAUUACAUAUACUUUUUGAAAAAAAAAAAAAAAUGUUUUAUAAAUGUUUGCAUAACUGUGUAUAGUAUAUAAUUUGUUGAAUUAUUUAUUAUCGUGUGUAUUAUAAUGAAAGGAAAAUGUAACCAUACGUUUCUGUCCCCCUUUCUCUUCCCCCUUCCCUCCCCCCCAACCCACUCUUCUCUCUAUAUAUUUAUUUUCAUUCGUGUAAUUGUUUCUUUUUUUUUUUUUGAGCCUUAGAUAAUGUUUUAUUUUUUUUAUUAGUUUUUUUUUGUGUGUUGAAAAAAAAGCGCCAACCGUCGAGAAAUGUUUCGAUGAAGGGGUGCGCUUAAAUUUUUACUCUUUCGCUUAUGUUAGUUUGUGUGUAGUCCGCAGAGUUUUCGGAUUUGUGAUUUUUUUCUCUCCCUGUGUCCCUUUAAUACUGAUUUUUUGAAUGUAUAAUUGGCUGAUUUGGUUAUCUCUACUCGUACUGUGGAUCUUGAUGCUUAGAAAUACCGAAGGAUUCGACGUUUUGGGUCAUUGUCGUCGUAGUUUGAAUUUGGAUGAUGGAUCGGGUUGUUUAAAUUAUUGAUCACCCUGUUAAUUUGGGUCGUUUUGGUGUAAAUUUAUAGAAUGUGAAAGUUAAUUGGUUUUUGGAAGAAAUUUACGUGCUGAAGUUGCUCUACGAAGUGCUUUGAGUAUCGAUCGACUCAAUAAUCGAUUAUUUUUUCGAUGAAGUCGUCUCACAGGGUCGAAUCCGAAUGGAAAUUUUUGUUUAUUAAUAUUAAUAAUUAACGAGCUCAGAGUAAGUACAAAUAGAAGAAAAAAAUAAACAAAAAAUCUUGUCAAUUGGUUUUCUAAGCAUUUCGAUCUUGAGAAGUCUGUGAAAAAUAAUUUUCCCCUGAAAAAAUCGUGAUUAUCAAAGUGAAAUAUUUUCUUCGGUAAUGUUUAUUCGUUUUUUUUUUUUUUUUUUUAAAUCUACAAAUUGGUAACUCGAAUAUCUAAAGAGGCAUUCGCGUGUUUGAAUUAUUAUUGUUUAGUUAGACAACGAUAAACUUACCGAGAAAUUCAAUCAUCGCCAUCGACGUGUCUGUUGAUUUUUAGGAAUUCGUCGUUAUGUAAUUUCUUCUACGAAACGGUUUAUAAAUUGUUAUAAUUCGAGAUUGGUUUGUGUGGUAUGUUCACGUAUGUACGAUUAUAUUGUGUGAAUUACUUACAGAGAGAUUGAAAUUGAGCCAAAAAAAAAUGUCUGUAACGAUUGAUAUGGUACAAAUAAAAUAAAAUAAAAUAAAAAAUACGACGAAUAUAAUAAUUUUUUUUAAUGCACGAAUUUUUGCAAACCCUAUUUAUUGUACUGUAUGUUUUCUAAAUAAUUAAUUUUAAUGAGUUUUUAAUUUUACUGCUGCUCAGAUGUAUUUACUUACGAGGAUGAGAAUCACUCGUGUAAGAUGUCUCUAGUGUGGUAGAUGGUAUUUUAAUUUUCAAUUAUUAUCGUUUUAUUUGAUUUCGAGUUUUGAGUUUUUUCUUCUUUUUUUUUUAUUUAUUCGAUUUUUUUUUUUUGUAUUUUUAACAGAUGAUUUUAUUUUAGUUUUGUAAUGAUUUGCAAUAAUUUUAUAAAUAGUAAAAGGCACACACACGAUCAGAGUAAACUCUUUUAUUAUUUUUUUUUCUCCUUGAACAAUUUCAUUAAUCAUAUCGAAUAUGUUUUUAUCGCGGCUUGUCCCCCAAUUUGUAUUAUAUUUGUGUAGAUAGUAUUAAUUAACAUUAUUUAUAAAUGGUUUUUUGAUUAUUUAACAAAUAUAAUAUUUGUGUAAUGAA